GUUUCGGACUGGGCAAAAUCUCCCGAUCCGCCCGGGACUCCGCCUCGCCGCGCCGAGGGGUCACACAGCGGCGGCGGCGAAGGAGGGGUCGGUCUCCGCCGUCCGUCCGCGAAAAGCAGGCGUACGCCACGGCGGCCCCGUGGCGCGCGCUUCCGCGCGUGUGUGGAGCCAGUUUCAACUCUUAGCUCGAAAUGACGAGAAACCUAGAGCCCAAGCCGGAGCCGGAUGAGCUCCGCCGCGCCGCCCUGCCGGGCUUUGGGCCCCGGGAGCACCUCCGUCCGCAGCCUCCGAAAUAUUUCAUUCCAUCACCAAGACUGUCACUCAUUGAUUGUGUUCUUCUUUUAUGUGGAUAGCAUCAUCAACAGUCCUUUCCUGUGAUAAAUAAGUCCAGUAUUAAAAGGGGUCACAUAGUUCACCCAUUUUGCUGGGUCUUCUAUAUGUGCAUUCUUCUGUCGUAGAAUGUGCUUCAGAGGAGAUACAGCGGGUGCUGUUCUGGCGAAAAAGGAGGCAAAGCCGCUCAUUCUAUAACUCCUCUACAGUCCACACAGAGUCGCAGUGCUCAAAUCUCUUGGGUGUUAUGGAUACAGUCAUGUUGAUAGUACCCACUGCUGAUGUUAGCCAAGAGGACUCCAUGGCGUCUAGCAAGGCCAUAAUGGAGCGUCAAACAGCUCGCAGGGCCCCAACCAAUAUGACACAGAUACUGGAAUCUCUAUUUGCCAGUGUCAACCUUGCUAAAGACCUCACUGUAAGGUGCAGAGGAAGAGCGCUGCAACUCACAGAUGAUGAGAUGCAAAGCAUAGCUCAUGACCUGGAGAGUGUCAUUCAGAACAUAUGUGAUCAUCUUGGCAGGAUACCAGCAUCAGCACUUGGCAACAAUGCUUACACUGACGUGGCAAUGAAGUCAAAUUCAAGGAGGGGCUACACUGAUGUUGCUAUGUCCAUGAAUGCAGUGACCGACAUACCCAAUAGGAGGUCUGUCUACGAGAGUGACAUGCCGAGGCUGGUGGACUUUCUGCAGGGAAUGUACCAUGAAUCACAUGAAUUUGGCGGGCAGACGUUUAACUCUCUCCCAGAGGUCACGGAAUAUGUUGAGCCUGUAUAUGAUGGAUUCUUCUGUCCACUGACAAAAGAGGUGAUGACUGAUCCUGUGAUGACAGAAGGCGGUGUGACAUAUGACAGGAGAGCCAUAGAGGAGCAUUUUGAGAGGUCUGCAGACAGUUUGGAACCUGUCUGCUGCCCUGUCACAAAAGCUCCAUUGCAGAGUAAGGCAGUGAUGAGUAAUGCUUCCCUGAAGAGUGUGAUUGCAGAAUGGGAAAUGAGGAAUGAGGCAAUGCGGAUUAGAGUUGCGCGAACUGCGCUCUCUUUGUCGACUAGUGAGGCUAUGGUGCUCGAGGCCAUACAUGAGCUGAAAUCGCUGGCCAAGCUGAGGGGGAAGAACAAGGAGCUGAUGCAUAAAAUUGGUGUCACCAAGGUCCUAUCACGUUUGUUGGACAACCACAAUGAACAGAUUCGGCUUGACACAUUGGAGCUUUUGUCCUUGUUAGUUAAGGAUGAAGAAGGAAGGGAAAUCGUUGGAAAAACCAAGGCCAUUGCCAGGACAGUUAAGCUACUGUCAAGUAGUACUAUUGAUGAAAGGCACGCGGCUGUCUCUUUCUUGCUAGAGCUUUCAGAGUCUCAGUUAUUGCUGGAGAAUAUUGGGUCAACUGCUGGAAGUAUUCUGAUUCUCACCGCAAUGAAGAUUAAUGAUUCUGAUGAUCCAGUUGCUGCUGAGAAAUCUGGAGCAGUCCUCAAGAACCUGGAAAAGUGUCCAAAGAACAUCAAGUACAUGGCCGAAAGUGGCUACCUAGGACCCCUUUGGAGUCAUCUUGUUGAAGGUCCAGAAGAGGUGCAGAUGGAGAUGAUCAGCUACCUAAGCGAGUUGGUCCUAUACCAGGAAGUCACCAUUGAAAUCACCGAGAGCACGUCGGGCGUCCUCAUCAAGAUGGUGCGCAGUUGCAACACGGUGGUCCAUAAGGCAGCACUCGAUGUGCUGGUCCAGCUUUCCUCGCACCACCCCAACAGCAAGGUGCUCGUUGAGGCAGGUGCUGUCCUGGUCAUGGUCGAGGAGCUUUUCAUAAGGAAGAUAGAUGACGAACCCGAGAGCUACAAGGCCAAGGCUGCCACCGCCCUAGCCAACAUUGUUGAGUCCGGCAUUGAUCCAGACACCACCGUGGUGAACAAGGAAGGCCACGUCCUCACGUCCAAGUAUUGCAUCUAUAACUUUGUGUGCAUGCUCAAGUGCUUCGUACCCGACGACUUCAACCUCAGCAUCAUCCGCCUACUACUCGCGCUCACCGCAUUCGCCAAGCCCCUGGAUGUCAUGGUCUCAGUCGUCAGGGAGAACCACCGCGGCCAUGCCAUUGUGGAGCUCAUGAGCUCCCCAAUGGAGGCGCUUAGCAUUGCUGCGACGAGGCUGCUCAUUACUCUGUCUGCGCACAUUGGCCACACCAUCGCCGAGAGGCUCUGCAAGACGCAGGGGCAGCCGGGCAGGCUAGUCAGAAGCAUCAGCCACGCCAGGCAAAUCACCGAGCGGCAUGCUGCUUCGGUGACACUCCUCUCAAGGCUACCACACCGAAACAUCUCGCUCAACCUUGCACUGGUGCAGGAGGGCGCCGUGGCGGUUCUACUGAGCGGGAUAGAAGAGAUGCAGAGCAGCGCAAAGAGAAGGAGCAGGUACGCGGUACAGUACAUGGAGGGUCUGGUGGGCUCGCUGGUGCGGCUCACCGCGACGCUGUACAACCCGACCGUUCUGAAGGAAGUGAUGGACCACAGCUUGGCCUCAGUGCUGACUGAACUCCUCGCCGGAGCUGCCGGAAGCGCUGAGGUGCAGCGGCUCGCCGCCGUGGGGCUAGAAAACCUCAGCUACCAGUCCAUCAAGCUGUCGCAGAUGCUGCCGGAGGAGGGCCCACGGCCAAAGAAGAAAACAAUGCUGAAGCGCCUAAUGACCACAAGGGCGCAAGGCAACAAGACCCUCCAACACCAACAACCCGUCUGCCCGGUGCACCGGGGAGUCUGCUCCACGGUGACGUCCUUCUGCCUCCUCGAGGCCGGCACCGUCGAGGGCCUCCUUGGCAGUCUCGAGAGCGACAGCCCCCGGGUCGUGGAGGCCGCGCUGGGAGCGCUGUGCACGCUCGUCGACGACCGGGUGGACGUGGAGAGGAGCGUGGCCGUCCUCGCGGAGCUGGACGCCCCUCGGCGCGUGCUCGGGGCGCUGAGGCAGCACAGGGAGAACGUGCUGUGGCAGAAGUGCUUCUGCAUGGUGGACAAGUUCCUGGCGCACGGCGACGACCGGUGCGUGAGGGAGGUGACCGGGGACAGGGUGCUGCCGGCGGCGCUGGUGAGCGCCUUCCACAAGGGCGACGCCGGCGUCAAGCAGGCCGCCGAGGGCAUCCUCACGCGGCUGCACAGGAUGCCCGAUUACUCGGCGACCUAUAUGUCCGUGGAGAUUUAGAGACUCCUUGUCACACGUACUGCUGGUGAUCCAUUAAAACAGAAGCAUGUUGUAUACUUACGGUGUUUAAUUGCUCGUUUCAUUUCCAUCACUGUGAAUUUGUGAACCUCUGGUUCUUGUAUAUAUGCACAUGUGAAUCAGACGAGCGAGUUUUUUGUGAAGUGGGGCUGAGCUGCUCACUACCAUGCCAUCCUGUGUGAUGAUGCAUAACAAAAUCACUAAAGCAGAAUCCAUUCUAAUUUC
Messenger RNA from Triticum aestivum (bread wheat), 3733 nucleotides. Its product is annotated as putative U-box domain-containing protein 42. Gene Ontology annotation, biological process: protein ubiquitination. Gene Ontology annotation, molecular function: protein binding; ubiquitin-protein transferase activity. Lineage: Eukaryota; Viridiplantae; Streptophyta; Magnoliopsida; Poales; Poaceae. The record is from RefSeq and is a predicted model, not a curated record. The transcript is spliced from 5 exons. Bases 578 to 3490 code for a protein of 970 amino acids.